This is a messenger RNA of Caenorhabditis elegans, 2230 nucleotides long. It is a transcript of the gene atgp-2, whose product is annotated as Glycosyl hydrolase family 13 catalytic domain-containing protein. Bases 10 to 1953 code for a protein of 647 amino acids. The record is from RefSeq and is marked reviewed. Gene Ontology annotation, biological process: L-alpha-amino acid transmembrane transport; carbohydrate metabolic process. Lineage: Eukaryota; Metazoa; Nematoda; Chromadorea; Rhabditida; Rhabditidae. The transcript is spliced from 10 exons.
ACAGUCAAAAUGGACGCCACCGACCGGCUAAUGCCGGGUCCCGAGGGCAAGACACCAAGGUUUUACGAAGUAGACCGUGGCAACAAAACUGAAAGCUACAUUAGUGCGGUCUCUGGAAACCCCGUAGUGCCCGAACACAUUAUGCGGAAGGAAAAACGACAAGAACAAGAAGAAGCACCUCCACAAAAGUCUUGGGAACGACCACCGGCUCCCACUAAUCCUAAAAAUACUGAUCAAAUCGGGUUGAGCGAACAAGAGUUGGAGCAGUUUAGAAAUGAUCCUUGCUGGAAGUUUAUUAGAACCGUCCUUUUUGUGCUCUUCUGGCUCAUUUGGCUUGCUCUUUUCGCGGUUGCAAUUCUCCUGGUCUGCUUCUCCCCAACCUGCGUCCUACGCGCAAAGCCCAACUGGUGGCAGACAGCCGUAGCCUAUCACGUCUGGGUACCGUCCUUCCAGGAUUCAGAUGGUGAUGGUGUAGGAGACGUCGAUGGACUUAUUAAUCGACUCGAUCAAUUGAGAAAGUCCGGAGUUCAAACAGUGUGGCCUUCUCCGUUCUUAAUAUCGGAUGAUGAGAAGACGGCUGUAAGAAGUUUCAGUCAAAUGGACCCAAAAAUUGGUGUGAAUCAGAAGGCUGAUGAGCUUAUCAACAAGAUUCAUGAGAAAGAAAUGAAUAUUGUAAUAAGUUUCCCUAUUGCCACCACCUCACUAGAACACGAAUGGUUCUUGAACUCAGCGACGGCAAGCAAGACACCAAAUGCCAACUAUUCGCAGUUCUAUACUUGGGUCAGCAAGGCGGCAGACUCCAACUUUUUCACAGAGCACAAGAAUCUCUUCUAUCUUCAUGAGAAAGGAAAUCCAAAAUCCGCUGUACUAAACUGGCAGAACAGUAAUCUCCGUGAGCACAUGUUUAAUGCUCUUUCCAACUGGAUUGACCGCGGAGUCGAUGGAUUUGAGCUUCAAGGAAUCGAGUACCUUGCAAGAACGCCAAAUGGUACAGAACCUGACUGGAACUCAAUUUAUGACGUCAUAAGGGAUAUUAGAUUCCAUGUGGAUUCCUACUCGAACGAGAGUACAAUUGCCGAUGGAAAGAAAAUCGCCUUAUUCUCUACCAGAGAAGAAGCGAAGGAGAAGGACAAGAAGCGUAUGGCAAAGAGUGGGAUGGACACAGUCAUCAACUACGAGUUGGGAGAAGUUGAGAAGGACACUAAGAUUUGUCACAAGAACGAGGGAUCAGUUGCCACUUGUGUUCACGAGAUUCUGUCCGACGUCCUGCUGUUCCAUUCGUUGAACGAGCAAGUUUGGCCUCAUUGGAGAUUCGGCUCCCCGGACCUGGCUCGAAUUGCGUCCCGUGUCGGAUCCCGUCCACAUGCACAACUCCUGAUGGUUCUCCAAAUGAUUCUACCUGGAACUAACAAUAUCUACUACGGUGAGGAAAUCGGCAUGCGAAAUCUGGCGAAUGACUCCAGAGUCCCACCACAGAAGGGUGCGAUGCAAUGGGAUGACUCGUUGAACGGAGGAUUCACAUCAGCCAUCAGUCCGCCGGUUCCGUCAAAUAUCGACGUGGCGAAUAUUAACUGGAAACGGCAAUACGCUGAGCCUCAGUCAACAUUGAAGAUUUUCGCGAAACUGGCGAAAUUGAGACAGAGAGAAGAUGCACUGAUGACUGGAACCACGCUGAUUGGGCGACUAGUUGAUGGAGCAUUCACGAUUACGAGAUUCAAUAAUUUUGAAAAUAGAACUACUGGAAAUAUCUACGUAGCCGCUCUCAACUUUGCCGAGCAUCCAGUAAAACUUCCACUGACAGACUUGCCAAGCAACUCAAAAUUGCAUAAAUCUACAAUAGUCACCGCCACAUCCAACUGUGUCGCCUACUACGCACGUCAGACAGUAGACUUUGGCUUAAAGGAAAUCGAAUUGGAACCAAAUGAAGGCGUCGUGUUCCGCUAUUCAGCAUGAUUAUCUAAUUCAUCUUGUUAUGCAAGGUUUUCCAAUAAUAUGUGUCAGAACAAAACUCUUAGAACCAAUUUUUUUGUAAUUUUCAAUUUUUCUAUGUUACCUCGGCCCCCGAUUGCUUUCGUUUUCCCUGUCAACAAUGGUGCAUACCUUCGUUUUUUCCUCUUUCUUUUCUUCGAAUUUCUCAAAUCCCCGCUACUUAUUUAUAUGGUGUGACAUAUCCGCCCCGCGUGAAUUGUUAAUUUUAAAAAUUAAAUUUUUAUAAUAAAAUAUACAAUUA